AUGAAGAACACCGACUCAACGGACGUCAGGGUGGAUCAGCUACGGGAAGCAGCAGAGAGGUGCACGAAGUGGAAGAGUUUUGGGGAAGUCCAGGUAAGGAAGGCAGAGGCGGGGGGAAGUCCGGAGCGGAAGGGAGGGCAGGCGCUUUCCAGAGACAAGCAGGCAAACACAGAAACCUCCGCAGAGGCUUUGGGGAGAGCUUCCAGAGAUGCUGAAGAGUGUGAGAGGGAGGGAAUGCUUCAGUGGAGAGGACACCGGCACCGAUGUAGUCUUCAUAAACUCUAUACCAGUUGUAAACCAUCAGCAGAAGAGGGAAAAGAUGUGAUGUCUGUAGCAGAAUUUGAUGAGAGCGUAGAGAGCCUCGAUGAAUAUGAAGAUGAUGAAGCAGGGCAGAAGGAGCGAAAGAAAGAGGAUGCUAUUACCCAACACAACACAAUACAAAAUGAGAGUUCCAGUGCGGAUACCCCUGGCUCAUACUUACUACAGGACUCCUCCAGGAUGGUUUCCAGCAGGUAUAAAAGCACAACUAAUGCACCAGAAGACGAUGCUCCAAAUAGAUACUCCCGAACGGACAGGACAACUUACAGCAGAUACAGCAGGGAUGCAAAUUCUUCUGGCAGUUCUGUAGCAAGUAACACUUUGGAGAAGAGGAUUGAGGAGCUUGAAAGGGAACUUGCAAAAGAGAGACAGGAAAAUGUGAGAUUAAUGAAGAUGACACAGGACAAAGAGGAACUAAUUGGAAAGCUGAAGGAAGAAAUCGAUCUAUUAAACAGAGACCUAGAUGAUAUAGAAGAUGAAAAUGAACAAUUGAAGCAAGAAAAUAAAACCCUCUUAAAAGUUGUUGGACAGCUGACAAGGUAGAAGAUGCAAGCCUCAGUGAGGAAAGAUUUAAAAACUACUGAUUGAACGUUAAGGUCAAUAUAGUAAUACUUCCUGUGUUGCAGUAUGAUAACUGUCUUUAUAUUUAUUGUUAGGAAACCAGAUGAAUGUUUAUUUUCAUAGU
Messenger RNA from Opisthocomus hoazin, 1003 nucleotides. Lineage: Eukaryota; Metazoa; Chordata; Aves; Opisthocomiformes; Opisthocomidae. The record is from RefSeq and is a predicted model, not a curated record.